Monosiga brevicollis MX1 is the source of this 1116-nucleotide messenger RNA. RefSeq lists its product as uncharacterized. The transcript has 11 exons. The record is from RefSeq and is a predicted model, not a curated record. Lineage: Eukaryota; Choanoflagellata; Craspedida; Salpingoecidae. The coding region runs from base 1 to 1116 and encodes 371 amino acids. Gene Ontology annotation, molecular function: UFM1 activating enzyme activity. Gene Ontology annotation, biological process: protein ufmylation. Gene Ontology annotation, cellular component: cytoplasm; cytosol.
AUGGAGGCGCUUCAGGCUGAGAAUGAGCGACUGCGGGCCCGCGUGGCUGAGCUGGAAGGGCAGAUGAGCGAGGCUUUGGCGCGCCCUAAGAUCGAGAAAAUGAGUGCCGAGGUCGUGGAUUCCAACCCUUAUAGUCGUUUGAUGGCGCUCCAGCGCAUGAAAAUUGUCGAGCGCUACGAAGACAUCCGUUCCUGCUCCGUACUGGUUGUCGGUGUGGGCGGCGUGGGCAGUGUGACUGCUGAUAUGCUUACCCGCUGUGGUGUGGGCAAGCUCAUCUUGUACGACUACGACAAGGUGGAGAUGGCCAAUAUGAAUCGCCUCUUUUUUCAACCACACCAGGCCGGCCUGUCCAAGGUCGAUGCUGCCAAGCGCACCCUCGAGUUCAUCAAUCCGGACGUGCAGAUUGAGACGCACUGCAUGGAUAUUACCACGCUCGACAAUUUCAACCAGCUCUGUCACAACAUCAAAACGGGUGGUGUAGACGGCGGGCCCGUAACCUUGGUCCUCGGCUGUGUCGACAACUUUGGCGCCCGCAUUGCGCUCAACCAGGCGUGUGUUGAGUCUCGACAAGAUUGGAUUGAGAGCGGUGUUAGUGAGAAUGCCGUCUCAGGCCACAUCCAGUUCAUCUCACCCGGCAAGACUGCAUGCUUUGAGUGCGCUCCACCACUGGUUGUCGCCUCUGAGAUCGACGAGCGUACUCUCAAACGGUCUGGUGUCUGCGCUGCAUCUCUCCCUACCACUAUGGGCGUCACCGCGGGCCUUCUCGUUCAGAACGCGCUCAAGUUCAUGCUCAAGUUUGGCACGGUGAGCGACUAUCUGGGAUACAACGCUUUGUCCGACUUUUUCCCCAACUACACGAUGAAGCCCAAUCCAACGUGUAACAACCCCAACUGCUGCCAAGCCCAGACAGAAUAUCAGGCCCGCCGAGCCGAAGAGCCCGAGAUUGAGGCACCCAAAGAAGAAGAGCCAGUGGUUCACACCGAGACUUUUGGCAUCUGCUUGGUGGAUGAGUCUGAGCUCGAACCCGACAACACGGCAGUUGCCCCAGGCCUGCGUUUUGAACAUGAACAAGCGUCGGCCCCUGCCACACACGCGGUUUGUGAAACGCUCAUCUAA